GUGUUUUUGUUGUUGUUUUACGUUAGUUUUUCCUUGUUUUUUAUAUUUUUGUGGCAAAUUUUCGGUGCGUUUUUUUCUGUGUUGUGCGAUGCGGUAUGUAUGGUGCAAAGGGAUGAAAAGUUGCAGGAGAAAGGGAUAAGAUUGCAGAAGCCACCUAUGAGAGAAUAGCAGAACGAUUACCUGAACGAAACUGCAACCCCAAUCGAAGAUGCUGCACCAUUCAGCAUGGCCUCACCGGCUGUCGCCUUCGGUCACCCAAAUCCUGACCAGCACGAUGACGCACGCCCAGAGCGAAGAGUCCGGAAUUGAACCUGGACAUAUAGCGACCAUAACCGGAUCUUUCGUGUCGUUUCCGGGCACUCAUCAGGAGCAUUAUGACACCGAUCAUACGGAUCUUGCCAGCGAGCCGGACGAGACAGAGAUUCGGAGGGAACUAUUAAGAGAUCAAUGGAGACAAUUUUUCGACAAGUUUGAUCCAGAGGGAUUUGGUGAGAUACCAUGGCCGGAUUUCGUGAAGGCAAUGGACCAAUCGGAUUUUCGGGAGCGAGUGAACACGGGAAAACGGGAAAUCCUUAUGGAGAAGGCGAGGAACGCGAAAACACCAGCAAUAACCUUUCAGGACUUCGUUAAUGUGAUGACUGGAAAACGAUCAAGAAGCUUUAAAUGCGCGGUGCACCACAGAGAUAGAGAGGUCUCGUCUGAAAACGAUUUUCACUUGUUGCUAGUCGAACCACCAUUAUUUCGCAGGAUGGUUACAAUAGUCGCCGAUGAGUUUUUAACCGAUGCCAGGGACAGAAAGUAUUAUGCAGACCACUACACGUGUUGUCCGCCGCCUCUGUUCAUCAUCAUCAUCACUUUGGUUGAGCUGGGCUUCUUCGCUUAUUAUUCGGUGAGCACCGGCGAACUGAAUCCCGCUGGACCAGUGCCGAUCGAUUCGAUCUUCAUCUACAGGCCGGACAAACGGACAGAGAUAUGGCGAUUCCUGCUUUACAUGAUGCUGCACGCGGGUUGGCUGCAUCUGGGCUUCAACCUGGUGGUACAGUUAUUGGUCGGUCUGCCCCUGGAGAUGGUGCACGGAUCCGGACGCGUGGCCCUCAUCUACAUGGCUGGCGUGGUGGCCGGAUCGCUGGGCACGUCCGUAUUCGAUACGGAUGUUUAUCUUGUCGGUGCGUCAGGGGGUGUUUACGCCCUCCUCGCGGCGCAUCUUGCCAACGUCCUGCUUAAUUACAACAACAUGCAGUGCGGAAUACUCCGAUUGUUUGGUAUCUUUGCCAUUGCAUCUUGCGAUGUGGGGUACGCCAUAUACUCCAGGUACGCGGCUGAAACGAUGGGACCGCCGGUUUCGUACGUGGCCCAUUUGACUGGAGCCUUGGCGGGUUUGACGAUAGGCUUGCUGGUGCUGAAGAAUUUCGAGCAGAAGCUCCACGAACAGCUGCUAUGGUGGAUUGCGUUGGGGGUGUAUGCAGCCUGUACGAUUUUCGCUGUACUCUUCAAUAUUAUGAACCCGACGGUUGAUAAUAUCGAGAAUUUAGGAGACGGCGUCAACAGUCAAUAUGUGUACAAGAGGUUCGGGGUUUAACCUCGAUGUUUGUCCAUGUGAAUGUAAAUAAUUGUAAUUUUUUGUACUUUUUUAAAGGCCUUAGGGAACCGGGUUUUCCUUAAGCAGGUCUAGUUGGAAGGGUUUCCAAAAAAAAAUUAUGUAAAACUUAAAUAUUACUUUUAAUAUUUAGGUCAGUUAGUCAUAUAUUGUAUAUAAUUUUUUGUAUAUAUAAUUCAUAUUUAUUUAAUAUUUAUACCAAAGACUGAAAUGAAUAAAUUUUCUAAUUUAUUUAUAUUUAGUUUUAGGAAAUUAUUGUCAAUGCAUUUAGAGCGGUUAAACCGCUAAUUCCUAUUAUUUUGCCUCGAAAACGCUGUAAAAAAAAUCAUUUUACAUUGCCAAUAGCCGAUGAUUCCAUAAUUGUUGACAAUAAUUUCAUUUAUAAUUUAUUUCUUAUGUAAAUGUAACCCAGCUUGCAUACAUCAUAAAAAUCAUGAAUUUCAUAAUUGCUUAUGAAACCUUGCAAGCUUCGUUAUUUUUCUGAGUGAUAUUAUUACACUAGUCAAGAAUAAUAUUUAUAAAAAAGUCUACCAAAGAAAAGUGCUAGUUGACUAUAUAAUAUUUACAAAAGAAAAUCCACAACGCCUUAUUAUGGUAGAGAAUAUUUCACUUGUAUCACAAAGAAAUUGUAUUUUUUUACACUCAGGUCACACUGAUAUUUGUAAAAUAGAACUGAUUUGUACUACUUCUUACCAUUAUUCCAUUUUUUGUUGAUGUUUGUAAAAUCAUACUGUUAUACAACUGCCUCAAAAUAAAAAAUUAAAUAAAACCUUAA
Molecule: messenger RNA, 2372 nt
Organism: Aethina tumida (small hive beetle)
Lineage: Eukaryota; Metazoa; Arthropoda; Insecta; Coleoptera; Nitidulidae
Gene: stet
Product: protein rhomboid
Exons: 9
Coding region: 209-1579 (456 amino acids)
Cellular component (GO): membrane
Molecular function (GO): calcium ion binding; serine-type endopeptidase activity
Source: RefSeq, a predicted model, not a curated record